AUGGCAACACUUCUAGAUGGCAAAGUUUGCAGCAAAGAGAUCGAGGAGGAACUAAAGGAGGUGAUACCGACUUUAAGCGUAACGCCUACGCUUGCACUUGUUCUCAUCGGUAGCAAUCCGAAUUCUAAAACUUAUGUACGACUCAAGCAGAAUGCCUGUAGACGUGUUCAAAUCACGCCUCAAGUGCACGAGUUGUCCGAGUCCAUUGCGUUCGAGGAACUACUAGCUCUGAUUCAAUCGCUCAAUGUUAAUGUUAAUGUCCAUGGCAUUCUUCUUCAACUUCCUCUUCCUGGGCACUUGAAGUGUCACGAGGACGAGUUACUGGAGACCAUUAGCCCUUUAAAAGAUGUAGACGGACUCCACUCGCACCAUUUUGCACGGUUAGCAGAGCCGAAGAAGAAUGAGAAUGCAGUAGCACCGAACGAUUUUCGGUUGCAACCCUGCACACCUGCAGGGUGUCUAGAGAUACUAUCUCGUAACGGGAUUGAACUGGAGGGCAAGGACGUAGUUGUCAUUGGCCGUGGACAACUUGUCGGACUGCCACUGUCACUGAUGUUGCUGGCUAAAAACGCCACGGUGACCAUUUGCCACACAAAAACCAAGAACCUGGAAGACAAGGUCCGACAGGCAGAGGUGGUGUUCGUGGGCACUGGCCAACCGGAACUUGUCAAAGGUGAUUGGCUUGCGGAAGGAGCGGUAGUCGUGGAUUGUGGUAUCAGCUACGUCGAUGACGACUCAAGCAAGAAGGGCUACAAAAUUUUGGGUGAUGUUGAGUUUACAGCCGCCAGGAAGCGCGUCUCAGCCAUUACGCCUGUGCCCGGUGGUAUUGGACCCAUGACGAUUGCCAUGCUGCUAAAGAACACGGUGGAGUGCGCCAAGUUUGCUGCAUCAAAAAAGUGA
Molecule: messenger RNA, 900 nt
Organism: Peronospora belbahrii
Lineage: Eukaryota; Oomycota; Peronosporomycetes; Peronosporales; Peronosporaceae
Source: the annotation of a GenBank genome assembly